Rangifer tarandus platyrhynchus (Svalbard reindeer) is the source of this 357-nucleotide messenger RNA. The record is from the annotation of a GenBank genome assembly. Lineage: Eukaryota; Metazoa; Chordata; Mammalia; Artiodactyla; Cervidae.
AUGCUCCCGGACCCUAAAGAGCUGCGGACACACCGAGGGGGAAUGGGCAGAGCCCAUGGAGGGGAUGCACGGGCGGCUGCUGCUGCUCUUCCAGGACCAAACCCAAAGAAGCCCCUGGCCCUUCGUGCCCCUGCUCCGCUCCCAGGAGAGCUCGUCUGCCCCCAGACUCUGGGAUGCUACGCCACGGAACUUCUCCGCAGACACCGUGCGCUGGCUCAGAAGAUACAGCGCCAGCGCGGCCAGACGCCACCCGUGUUGCUUCUAAAGGGCGUGCAGGGUGAGAGAACGGAACGGGAGGAAAAGAUAGUGGACAGAAGGGACCCCAGGAAGCGGAGACCCGGCGCUCAGCAGCGUUAG